Molecule: messenger RNA, 354 nt
Organism: Notodromas monacha
Lineage: Eukaryota; Metazoa; Arthropoda; Ostracoda; Podocopida; Cyprididae
Source: the annotation of a GenBank genome assembly
AUGUCGAAGGAUUGGCACAGCUCUCAUUUUUGCUGCUGGGAAUGCGACGAGAGCCUGACGGGCCAACGGUACGUGCUGAGAGACGAUCACCCGUAUUGCAUCAAGUGCUACGAGGGCCGAUUUGCCAACAAUUGCGAGGAGUGCAACAAGAGCAUCGGCAUUGAGUCAAAGGACUUGUCCUACAAGGACAGGCAUUGGCACGAAGCGUGUUUCCUGUGUGCGAAAUGCCGGGUUUCGCUGGUGGACAAGCAGUUCGGGUCCAAGCUGGACAAGAUCUACUGCGGGAACUGCUAUGACGCACAGUUCGCGUCCCGCUGCGACGGUUGCGGCGACAUCUUCAAGGCCGGUGAGUAA